CCUCCCCACCCAAAAUACUCACACUCACAUCUGGCUAGCUGUGACUGUUUCUCUUUUUCUUCCUUUCCUGUUCAAGCGAGGAGAAGAAUUGGACAGAAGGGCUACCAUUGACCUCCAAUAAUAAAAUCAGCAGACUGCAGAAAAGCCAGAAUUCUGAAUAUCUGUUGUUUGGGAGCUUGUUUGGCUUUUGGAGUUGGGAGAUUUCCAGAACACACUGUCAGUGGAUCGGUUGGUAGAGCCAAAGAAGACCAAAGCAUGCAGGCUGCUGAUGUGCAUACGCGUUUGCUUGCGUCUAGCACCAGGUUUAUUGCUGAUGUGCUGGCCUCUUUCCUGCCUAACAACCGGGAAAUGGAAGAUCCAAACAGAAGGGAGAGUGCAUCUUCAGAGGGCAGCUCCUCUCCAGAGGAAACCAGGGGCCGGCAAAUCUAUUUGUCACACUCUGGUAUGAGAUCGGAAGAGAAGCGACUCAGGACCUUCCGGCACUGGUCAGAGCAGGUCCCUGUCUCUCCAUCCGACUUGUCUGCAGCUGGGUUUUUCUUCAUUGGGCCUGGUGACCACGUGGAGUGUUUCUGCUGUGGAGGAGUGCUUUACGACUGGACUGCUGAAGACGACCCCAUGGUGGAGCAUGAGAAGUUCUUCCCAAGCUGUCCCUUCAUCCAGGGCAGGGAUUUCGGCAACCAGCCCCUGCCCCGGGCUGGAGAAAUCCCGGACUGUGUGGAUGGCCAGUUCCUUGGCAUGCUGCAAAGUUUGAACAUGGAAGAAGCUGUCGGAGACAGCCAACCGGAAUAUCCAGAUCUGGAAAUGGAAAGGGAUCGCCUGAGGACAUAUCACUGCUGGCCACCCUAUGCUCACGUGUCUCCAGAGGAGCUGGUGGGAGCAGGCUUUUUCUACACAGGCGAUGGAGAUUGGGUACGAUGUUUCUACUGCGAUGGUGCUUUGAGGAAUUGGGAACGUGGUGAUGAUCCUUGGGUGGAACAUGCCAGAUGGUUUCCAAGGUGUAAAUUCUUGCUAGAGUCCAGAGGGAGAGAUUUCAUAAACAGUAUUCAAGACACAUACUUCAGUUCUCUGGAAGGCAACUUGGAUCCACCUAGACCAGAGCCCAUAAGCCCUCAAGAACCUAUUCAAAGAGAACUAAAUCCUUGUAGGAGAGAAGUAGAAACAGAGUGUCCAAACCAACCAGUAGAUUCCACCUUGAGCACAGAGGAGAAGCUGCGCCAGCUUCAAGAGGAACGCAUGUGCAAGGUGUGCAUGGACAAAGAUGUGUCCAUUGUGCUGGUGCCCUGUGGGCAUUUAGUGGUCUGCUCUGAAUGCGCUCCUAAUCUGAGACGCUGCCCCAUUUGCAGAGGUGCCAUCCGGGACAGCAUGAAGGCAUUCCUUUCCUGAUCUAGAAGUUUUCCUUCCUUUUGAGACUUCUGAUCAUGGAGAUCUUCCCUGAGAAAAUAUAAAACUGAAGAAACUUCUGAACGGAUGGGAACGAUCUGAAAUUAUCCAGCAAAGUAGCUGUAUCCAUGUCCUGGUAAAUUCUUAGAGCAUCCAUUCCAGCAAUGUAAGAAGAUCAAGGGCAAAGAAGUUCUUUCUAGUCUGUGGAAUGGACGCUUUUCGGGGAGACUUUUCAUCUUCAAGAUAAACGUCAAAAACCUCCUGCACUUUUCCUUCCCCGUGUGAGGUCUUGGAGCAGAUAUUUUUAUCUAAAGAUUAUUUAGUAGCUUUGUGUUUGUAUACUUUCUUAAAAACUUUGUUUGACUUGGCACACCUUUCCAGUCAAUCGAUCUUUGUUUUUGGAAUAUAAAUAUUUAUUUUACC
Molecule: messenger RNA, 1803 nt
Organism: Anolis sagrei ordinatus
Lineage: Eukaryota; Metazoa; Chordata; Lepidosauria; Squamata; Anolidae
Gene: BIRC7
Product: baculoviral IAP repeat containing 7
Biological process (GO): negative regulation of apoptotic process; positive regulation of protein ubiquitination; regulation of cell cycle
Cellular component (GO): nucleus; cytoplasm
Molecular function (GO): cysteine-type endopeptidase inhibitor activity involved in apoptotic process; ubiquitin protein ligase activity
Source: RefSeq, a predicted model, not a curated record